This is a messenger RNA of Uloborus diversus, 2718 nucleotides long. RefSeq names its product MAM domain-containing glycosylphosphatidylinositol anchor protein 1-like. NCBI's taxonomy places the organism in Eukaryota, Metazoa, Arthropoda, Arachnida, Araneae, Uloboridae. Gene Ontology annotation, cellular component: axon; neuronal cell body; plasma membrane. Gene Ontology annotation, biological process: homophilic cell-cell adhesion; synapse organization. Gene Ontology annotation, molecular function: protein binding; axon guidance receptor activity. The record is from RefSeq and is a predicted model, not a curated record.
CAACGGGGAAGAACCGCUGAUGCUCUCCAAGUCAAGCCAUCUAAAUGUUAUGACGGGUGAUUCUGUUCUUUUACCUUGCUACGUAAGUAAUAUAGGUCGAAAUGUUCGAAUGUGGAAACACCUCCCCUCCACUAUCCUCUUUUCCGGAAACAUCGCAGUUUCGGGAGACCCCAAGCUGACAUUGGUCAAUGAAUCCUCCCUGCAUAUUGAAAGGGUCACUCCUCAUUAUGCUGGAGACUACGUAUGUCAGAUCAGCAGGCAUCCAUUUGUCAAUGUUGUGCAUAAGAUACAAGUGUUUGUACCACCUUCAGUAGUCCCGGACCCCGAUCAUGGAGAGGUGAUCAUCAAAAAAGGAGAGUCUGUGACUUUAAAAUGCAAGACAAGUGGAAUUCCUAAACCCCAAGUUUCAUGGACGCAUGGUGUUGGAGAUUCGAAGCCUGAAGUGAUGGUUCGUCCUGAAUGGGUACAUGGUGAUCAAGGUGUAUCAGUAGAAUUCGUCUGUACAUGUAGAUCUGCUCCAACUGCUCAAGUGGCUUGGCUCCAGGGGGACCACAAGAAUGGUAAACCGUUGCGCCCCAGUGAACGAAUUCGACUUAAAGAAAGGGUUCCUGGACCCUCUGCGGUGGAAGUUAUUCUAAAAAUGCAGAAGAUUCGGCGAGAAGAACUAGGGUCGUAUACUUGUGUCGCAAGAAAUUCGGUUGGCCAAACAUGGAAGACUGUGGAAAUAUCAGGCCUAGCGGAGCCCAUUCAAAUACGAGGGAAUGAAUCGGGCGAAAACAGCUUUCUUCUGCUUUGGACUGCAAAAUCUUACAGCCCUAUAAUUGAAUAUCAGUUGAAAAUACGGAAGCACAAAAGUGGAACAGAUUGGACUGACGUCAUGAUACCGGCUGCAGAAGAUGGUGGAGGUCAGCACAGUCUUCUCUAUUCCCAAUCUUACAACGUAACUGGCUUGGAAGUUGGACAACGUUAUGAGGCAGUUCUUCAAGCUCACAACGAAUUUGGAUUCAACAGACCAUCAGAAACAUUCAUUUUCGGGAUUGGUGAUUUAGUUACAAGUAAUUACGAGAUGGAAGAGCCUGUGCAAGCAUCUUUAUUACCUAUGUAUGAUGCCGUGCUUGAUGUAACUGAUCCACCGCAUUUGGAACAGGCUCCAAGGCUAUCUUCCUAUCCAUCAAGUGCCAUUCAAAAAGAAAUGAUCAUUUUCUGUCUAUUUCUCCUUCUGUUUAGUUUCAUGUGAGGUUGAUUCCUUUCCCAAUUAGAAAAGAAAAAUGUACAAAUCAUAACUAUUUCUUCAUCAUCUUCAUCAGUUGACAUUUUUGCUUUAAUUUGUGUGGAUGUGAGUAGGAAAUAAUUGGUUCAUGUUCGUUCAUCUGCUUUCAUUCAAAUACUCACAAAAUCUAAAAUAUUCCUUUUUAUUGAGAUCAGGGUGCAAAACAAUCUGCAACUGUAAAUAAAGUUCAUUUGAACAUUAAUUAAAAUUAAAAAGAAAAAAAGAAAAAACAAGCUUACGUGAGUGUCACAGUGAUUUCCUCAGUUUGAACUCAUUUCUUAGAAUUUAAAGCUAUGAUCAAUCUUAUUUUAGAACUUCUUUACUGCUUCUAAUACUCAGAAAGUUUUUGUUGAACGAAUUAUAGAAGCACCUGACCUGUUAUGUCUUAAGACAGAUUAAAACUUCACAAUUAGCAGAAACAGCGCCAUGCUACGACGUGCGUCGCAGAUUCUUGAGAAAGUUUGCAGACUAUUUCUUAGUUGGAAAUCCUAAGUUGAGGGAAAAAACGUGCAAUAAUUGCAUUAAGCUUUCUAAAGAUGUAAAAUAAUAAUAAUAAAUAAAUAAAUAAACUUUUGAAUCCUCGGCAAUGCUAUCACGUUGAAAUUUUAUACUGGAAUUUGCGAAAAUUGCUAAUAGUUUCUAAUGUUUAAAAAUAACUACCUUGAAAAAAUUGCGUUUUCAAAUAGUGUUAGGGUGAAGAAAAAGGUGCUGUAUAAGUCUUUCAAAGAGCGUGAUCAUGAGGUUUCCUUAAUUUAUUGCAUUUUUGAAAGUUUAGUUUAGUUGAAUUUACCGUAAACCGUGGAUGUUUCGAUCACAAUCAAUAUUUUUAAUAUCUGCUCAAGAAAAUCAAAUUACGUAUUUAUUUGAGUCGCACAAAACAUAACUUAUAAGGUAAAUGUUGAAACAAAUAAUGUACAAAAAUAGAGAAAUGAUGAAUUCAGUUAUUUCGAAUAACUGGAGGAACAAAUUAGAGUAAAUGUCAAUACAGAUUUUCGACGCAGUCCCAUUUGGGUGUUAAUGAAUAUAUUAGAUCGAAUUUUUGAAAGUAGUGGGUAAUUAUACCCACAUGAGUCUGUGCAAAAUUGGAAACUAGUCCAAAUUGCAUUUACUUUUACCAUAUAGCAUGAGAUUUUAUUGAUCUUAACCUUCAACAACAUUUUAAGGAAUUUCUUGUUUUGCCUAAGAGAUUUAUUAUUUUUGUCAAUUUAACGGUAAAUUAUAUCCGAAGCAAGAUAUUUUGAAAUAGUAUUUUAGGAGUCAGGUAACAUUUGUGUAUAUCUGAAAUAAAAUAUGUGUAUAAUCCCGGUGUUUAUGGUACGAAACCACUUCAGAAUUCUUAUGAUUUAUUUUCGGGAUUAUUGAACAUUAUCCAGAACUUUACAAUGAUAUUGAAAAUGUUAAGUAAUGUUGUAAUGUAUGAUCUAGUACAUGUACUUUUAUUUUGAUAA